Paramuricea clavata is the source of this 3016-nucleotide messenger RNA. Lineage: Eukaryota; Metazoa; Cnidaria; Anthozoa; Malacalcyonacea; Plexauridae. The record is from the annotation of a GenBank genome assembly.
GAUGUUCAAGUACCAGUAUGUCCACUGUGUAAUAAACCUGUACCUGUAAAUCGUGGAGAACCUCCUGACAUCAAGGUAAAAUUUUGUACAUUUUAAUUAAUAGAGCAUCCGAGCAUGCCUUGAAAAUUACGUCGGCGAUGUUUUGUCGUUUUGAGGCUGGUUGUAUAAAACUCCUAACUACUUUUUAACCACUAUUUCGUGUUAAAAAGUAGUUAACUAUAGGUGCAUGUUGCUUGCAUAUAGCUUGCAAGCGAGGCGAGUCAGCUUGAAAUUUCAGGAAAGCAGGUAUAUGUAGCCUGCUCGCAGCCCGAAAUUUUGGUAAAUUGGGAUUGCAUUCUGCUGAACUGGAGUGUUAAUCAUGUAUAAUCAGUAUUAUACAGUAUUAUCAACCUGGCCUUGGCGAAAAUCACGCUAAUGUCGCCACAGCGAGUGUAAAAAUUGACAUGAAAUUAUUGCGAAAUUGAAAGUUUCUAUUUUUACCAUUCUGUAAUAUAAGGUGUUAAGAGUCUUCUGUACCCAGGGUACUUAUGCCUGGUUCACACUGCAUGGUCGGAAGAAUCGGGGAUUUCCAUUGUAUGUGAUCAUUGGUGUGUACAAUGCUUUGUCUGUCGGAAAAGGAUACAAUAGAUCGCCGAUGAAUUACGACCAGUGUGAACCAGGCUUUAUUACACUCUAAAAACUCCAUGGCUAAAUUUUUCUGGUUAAUCUAAAAUUAACACUAUUUGUAGUAACUUAAUGUUCCUGGUUAAUUUAUCAUAGUCCUAGCUAAAAUUAACCAGAUUAACAUGUUAGAUUAACCAAGAAUUCCUGGUUAAUAAUCCACAUAAUUCAACUGGUUAAUAAUAAUCGGGUUAAUUCAAGCAUAUAUAUGUUUACAGCCUCGUUAAAUUAACAAGGGAACCUGGUUAAAUCAGCCACGAUGAUUCCUGGUUAAUUCAAGCGAUCACAUUAUCCAGGACUGUGGUUAAAUUAACCAUGCAGGAAAUGUUCAAUUACUAAUUAAUAAUAAUUGCAUGUACAUGUUUUGUAGGUUGGUGAACACAUUGAUCGUGAUUGUGAAUCGGACCCAGCUAAAGAAAAACGCAAAGUAAAUAUACUUAUGAUUUAUCACAUACAUAUUUCAGAAUCUUAUAUCUUGCAUGUUUUAUUAUGAACGUGAUGCAAACAUGAACGUAGUGUACACAAACAAUUCCGUGAAAUUCAAAGAGUUUGGAAACGAGAUCAAAAAUAUUUAUAGUAUACAAAUAAUGAAUGUUUAUGAGUGCAAUGGUAAGAAUAUUUUCAUGAGGUGAAAGAUGGAAUGUUCCAUUCAACGAGGCGACAGCCGAGUUGAAUGGAACAUUCCAUCUUUCACCGAAUGAAAAUAUUCUUACCAUUGCACGAAGAAACAUUCAUUAUUUGUUUUAUAUAAUACCAAAAUAGACUAAUAGAUUCGUAUGAGAAGCAUUUUGAGGGAUGCGAUUUAUCGAAAACACAAAGAGUGCAAUUGUACUAUACGUUUUAUUCCAUUGCACUCGCGGAGAGUGCAAUGGAACGUUCCAUUGCACUCUUGGGAAAUGGAAUUUUCUAUUCAAUAUCACGUGACUAUAAACAGCCAAUUAAAUGAUUAGAAUUUAAUAAGGUAUUAUAUAAUAACUUUUAUGGUUUGUUCAAGAUGUCAUUUUGUUUCAAAGUUCAUGAAUUUAUGUAAAAUGGCAAGGGCAGGCUGUUUUAUUAUGAAAAAAUUUCGACACAUCAACUAGUCGACAACCUCGUUUCCAUGUUUGCGCAGUUUUUCAAGAUUUCAUUCUCCACUCGUCCUUCGUCGGACUGCACCAAUUUUGAUAAUCAACGACACUGUUUCGUGCAUAUUUAUAUAUUCCACGCUGCUCCCGACAUUUUAUUAUAUAAUUUAUUCAAUAAAUGAGGACAACCUCGUACCCAGGCUCUUCCUUGUAGAGGAAAAUGAGGAUUGUUCUUUAAUUCUUUUGUGUAGCUAAAUUCCAACAGAUGUUCUGCAAAGGGCUGCAAGAAGAAAGAAGUUAGUAUGUUUUGAAUCGCACAUAUUUAUAGAAGCGAGAGAAUUAGCUAGACUGUACACUUGAAUAUUUUACAGUGCAUGGUUGACAAAUACAGUAGAACAUUGCUAACUCGAACUCCGAAGGCAAGCGAAAAAUUCUUCGAGUCAGCGGGGUUGGAGUUAACGGGGUUCGUGUUGGAUUGCUUUUAUUAUGUUAAUAAUGGAUAGAGUAUAGUCGUUUUAUUAUUCUAAAGAACUUACAAAGUUUGUACUAUUGUUAAACAGUCCAACAGUGCCUAUAAUAUAUUAGAUCGGUAAUGAUCGACGCAACUCGUUGAACCUUUUAUUACGUUUGAAUAGACUAUAUACAAAUAAAUGGUUGUUGUCUGAAUAAAAUCCAAGCUUCUGACUUGUCAAUGUGCUAUGUUCUGACAUUUUGAGGCUUGCCUAACCACGUCUCAAAAAUACAGUUUGAGUUAACAGGGUAAAUUUGACCAAGGGAAAAUGAAAUUUGUUCUAGUUAACCGGAGUAAAUUACUGUAAAAAUUGGGUCAAAUCCAGGGGAAAUUGAAUUUAGUUCGAGUUAGCGGGGUUCUACUGUAAGGGUGUAUACCCUAAACUUACUAUUGAGGGCGCUUAGUAGUAUAGACUUACGGUAGAUAUUUCCACUGAUUUCGGGAAUACAUAAUAGUCUGGCCUCCGUAAAGGAGACGGUGAUUCGCUGUUUCGAGAGGAAUACACGAUGGAAAACAACUUCUCGCCCCCGUGCCAUUUCAGCCCUUCCCUUUCCCGUAUACCCCAUGUUAGGUGUAAUAUAGUUGGACGCCAUACACAGAGCGACUUGCAUGCAACACUAACAGCAUUCCUGUACUCCAUAUAUGAUAAUAACUUGCAGUUCCAUACAUUAUCUAGUUAGUACCUGUGCUAUGUGAUUCGUGUAGAAGAAACUAUUGCCUACGUCAUCGACAUCCUCAAGAUCAUGACUGCGCAACAGCAAGGACAGCGAAUUAUCUGUAA